AUCGUUCACGCGCCCGCCCACUCGCUGUCGGCAAACUUGACCAACCACGGACAACAAAGGAUAAACACAAUGGCCCAACCGUCGUCCCUGAACACCAACAACCCGUUUCGGCGGAAACAAGCCGGCGCAUUGACGACCUCGAAUCCUCCGAUUUCGCUAGCCUCCGACGCUUUCGCCGAUGCCUUCGACCCUCUUCCUACAUCCCCUUCGUCUUCGCUCGACCCUACACGACCGCCACUCCCGUCUAGCGACGACUUCCGCAACUCCCUCCAGUCUCUCGGCCAGUCCAACGAACCACCUCCAAAGACAAGUUUCCAGAAACCAAAAGUCGUGAAAAGGGUCCGCGUUCAGUCACCACCGCCAUCUCCUGAGUCAGAGGAAGAACCCGAUACAAAUCCGCCAGUGGAGGAAGAUACAGCCGAAAGUAGCUCAAGUGAUGACCAAGAUGAAGGCGCGGAUCCGUUUGCCCAGGCUGACGAAGUCCCCCCGCCGACGCUAUCACGGCCUGAGUUACCAGGCUCCAGCCAGGUACCGCCAAACCCGUUUGGAAGGACAUUAGAGGACCUGGAGCACCCAAAGAAUGAGCCAACACAGAAUCCCGGCCAAGCGGGAGGACCGGCGCAACCACCACGAACCGAUGGCGCGAGCAUAGCUGAUGCAUCGUCAACUUUGACUGCGCAAGACACGCCCCGGACAUCCCACCAGACUUCGGAACAUGGAAGGGAGGAACCACAAUCACAACGAACAUCAAUAAGCGGUCCCAUACGCCCAACCGCGCAGGCGCCAGCGACGUCGAGGAGCAAAGCACCGCCGCCGCCGCCGCCCAGCUCGAGGCAUGGGAAGCUGAUCAAAGUGGAGCCCAAGGGCGAGGAGAGAUCAGGGACGCCCAGUACCCCGAGACCGUCAUCUUGGUCAUCAUCUGCCCGCGCUUCUCGUGUUCUAGCCUCGCCGUUCUCAGAACAGCCCUCGGACGUGAACACACCACUGCCACCACCGCCGGUGAAGUCUCCAAGCGAGGAAGACGUGGAAAGUUCAUUCGACCGUGAAGCCGCCGCUAAGGUCCCGGAUGUGGGCCAAGAGACACACGCACCGACUCCCCAGCCGCCAACUCCGCCCAAGCCAACAACGACCUCACCGCCUCCCUCACAAGCAUCGAAAAAACCACCCCCUCCCCCCAGGCGAUCGACUCACGGCCGUUCAGAAAACUCGAUCCGCUCGAGGUCAUCGAGCCUAAAGGUUGCCAGUUCUACCACUCAAGUGAAUGCACCGGCGCCGCCUCCACCCAGAAGGUCGACGCAUGGGUCCAGGCCUUCUACUUCUAUAUCUGGAUUGGGAAUUGGGAUCACUUCGCCUGUGGCCCCGUCUGCUGGGGGCGAGGGUACGGAGUUCCCUGGUCUGGCAGCUCAACCAGUCUCUGGAUCAGCGCAGGGUAGCCGGCCCAGCACCCCCGCCAACUCCUCCUCCAACAACCCAGAAACUGCUAGCAUCAGCAGCUUCAGCCAGCCUGGACAUGGCAGGACCUUGAGUGGAAGCGGCAAACUAGCCCCUCCACCACCCCCCGCGAGGAACAAAUCCGUCCGGUCAGGCGCCCCUUCAACGCCGGGGACUGUGCGCAGGGCGGAUAGCGGGAGGAGCAAAGAGCCGACCGGACUGGCAUCCCCGGCACCGAUUGCCUCGAGUCCGAAUCACGCCCCGCCGCCACCACCCAGACCGCGGCCGAGGGGGAGUAAUAGGCGGUCGGUCUCGGGAAGUGGGAGUGUUGACAGCGGCAAUCCUGCGCCUACGACGGGAACCGUUGAGUCACCUGCGCCUGUUGAAUCAUCUGCUGCUCUAGCCUCGGGAUCAGGCGGUGCGGGUGCGCGGUUUCUGGAAACAUCUUUAGCAUCAGGCGAGGAACCGAGAGGCCUUCCUGAUGGGGAGCUUGCAAGCGGGGACGUCGACGAGGAAGACGUGCUGAGAAGAGAGUCGGCAACUAAGGACAUCCUGGCCGAUUUGGAUGCGUUGCAGAGAGAGGUUGAUGCUUUGCGGGCCGCGCAGGAGCAAAGGGGGACUACUACUACUAUGUGAAUAACCUUGAGGAUACAGAUCAAGACCUUGUAAAGAAAAAAAGAGAAGAAGGGAAAGAAUACAGACAGACAGACAGACAGA
Molecule: messenger RNA, 2148 nt
Organism: Neurospora tetrasperma FGSC 2508
Lineage: Eukaryota; Fungi; Ascomycota; Sordariomycetes; Sordariales; Sordariaceae
Exons: 3
Coding region: 70-2067 (665 amino acids)
Source: RefSeq, a predicted model, not a curated record